Messenger RNA from Phytomonas sp. Hart1, 159 nucleotides. The record is from the annotation of a GenBank genome assembly. Lineage: Eukaryota; Euglenozoa; Kinetoplastea; Trypanosomatida; Trypanosomatidae.
AUGAAAUGCUUAAUAUUUACCUUUAGGCCCUUUUACUUGUUCAUUGUUCUGUAUCCUUUAUGUUUGUUCUACUUUUUUUUUGGGUUAUAUGGCAACCACUGCUUCAAUUAUUGGGAUAUUCACAUUAUACAUUUUAUGAAUUUAACAAGGUUAAAAUAA